ACUGGUGUUCUUUUUUUCUUGGCAGUCUAGAUUCUUCUAUCCACAAAUACAAAAUUUAAAAAUGAUACAAAUGCUGAUGGUCUCUCGCGCUUAUAAUAUCUUAACACUGCGCUAGUGCUUCUCGGGCACCUUUCGACGAGCUACAUUAACUUACAUAGGUCGAUUCACCCAUCAACCGACACUUUCAAAUAAAAUAUUCAUAGUACAUACCAUUUUACUGUUGUAUACACUCUUUUGCCACCUCAGCCUCUGGACUAUCAUUCUGGAACACUAUACUAGCUGUGCUGCAUUUUUCAACAAUUCCCACGAACUUUCUCCCUGCAAGCAUGAAAUCUUUGCGCUGCCCUAUUACUGGCUCACGCUACACGGCUUCUUCUCCAGCUCAGAAGUUGGAAAAACAAUUGGACGCUUGGCAAUCGACACAAAACUCGUCGGUGCGGUCGUCGGCGCGGUCGUCUUGUUCUACUGCUGGUUAUUCUACUUGUUCAACCCCAAGCCAUGAUCGAAUGCACCACAGCUGCGCUACUCAAGUCGCUAUUCCGUCGUAUAGCCCCACAAACCAUCAACAUGAUAAAUCACUUGACGGCACUCCGAACUCUCAUACUUAUCAAAUCAUAGACUCGACCAAUCUAAAUCGUUACCGGCCUACAGUCAUGAUUGUUGACUCAGAAUGCCUGCAACCGCAGGUCCAAUAUGUUUUCGUCUCUCAAUCCUUUUUGACUCCCAAGGCCAAGGCGCUCAGCUUCCCCGAAGAGCUUAGCCACUUCCCCCGCUAUCUAUCAAAGCCAAUAUCCCCAGCACUUAUAAAUCUGGACAACCCUCAUCGCUCCGCCGCGACAGAGCAAGCAACACGUCCCCCGCGGGAAGAGUGGCCUGUGUUGAUGUCGCACGGUAUUCAGCAUCAUCCACACACACGAACGGACACGAAGUCUGCACCAUCUACGCGCACCACCAUGUCCUCUCGACUGCGAGGGCUGACCCGAGGAAGAUCUAUGACUCGCAAGCAAGCUCAAUUGCGAUCUUGCCCCACCUCUCCCCGAGUUACAGAGGUCCCUGAUUUACCAGACCUAGCACUUUUAAGACAUUUCGACGCGAAGCACACACCUCCUCCGACAACUGCGCCACGCAAGCGAAAGGAAGCUAUCAUUGACAACGCUGCACAUUUCCAUCUCUUGAGGCGAGCGACGUCUGAUUCCGACAAGACACUACGUCAAAGAUGGGAGGAAGCAUCUCCAACGUCCAAAUAAAAAAUCUGCACCGUGUACAACAUUUUCUUGUCAUUAUUAUCAGCUUGACCAAACAUUUUGUGCACCACGACUUGACCGUACAUCAAAAUCUGCUCCUCAAAUAUACAUAAGUUAUUUUUAAUACGUCUUUUAUACUCCUUCAUUAUACACAAAGUUCAUCAUAUUGUACACUCAUUCAAACACUCAUCCUACAAUUCGUACUUUCCACAUCAAAGACAAUUAAGUCCUUUUAUCUUAUACUUAAAAUUACCAUAGUGUUCAUGCACGUGCUGAGUAUACCACAUAAAAGAUUGAUACGGUUCUUUGCAUUGCAGAAGCAAGCUGUGCAUCCCCAGCGAUCUACAU
Molecule: messenger RNA, 1592 nt
Organism: Melampsora larici-populina 98AG31
Lineage: Eukaryota; Fungi; Basidiomycota; Pucciniomycetes; Pucciniales; Melampsoraceae
Exons: 2
Coding region: 327-1247 (306 amino acids)
Source: RefSeq, a predicted model, not a curated record